CUUUACGGUGUUCCUCGUGGCCAUUCUGCUCCCACCGAAGCAAAUUUGGACCCUCGGUCUUCUCUGCCUGCCCUUUAUUCUUGCUAUCACCACUUCUUUCGUCUUUGUCCGGCGUCUAAAUGAACUUGCUUAUGACUAUCGUCCAUGGAGCUGGCGUUUUCUUCUUCUAAAAUUUUUUCCAAUUCCGAUGCUUUCCUUCCUUACUGUUUUUACCUGUUUUCGCCUACUGCCGGCACUCUUCCGCCGUCGUCAGUUGGACGAUCGACACAGCUUUCGUCGAAGCGUUUUACGCGGCUUCAUUGGCGCUUUAAUCAUGCUCCUUCCAGUCAUUUUGUAUAUCUCUGUUGCCACUUCAAUUGAUAAGACCUAUAGCAAACAAUUAUUUACUGGUUCAACAGGAAACAGCACACCUUCAAUCUGCAGUUACUUCUAUGCUCUCGGUGGUCGGAACAAUCAUCUUACUCACUCUGUUCUGCUACGCUUCUCCGAUUGCCUCCAAACUUAUUCACUCGCAAAAGUGUUCACUGAACAGCAUUUUUCCCUCCUGCCUGAAUUUUUGGCUCUUGGUCUUACUCUCUGCAUUUUCGCUGCUUUCUUGCUCGAAGACUUUUGCUUCCGUUUGCAGGCAGCGCUCGAGGAACAAUUAGUUCAACUUUCAAUGGAGCCAUUCAACUUUGUUUCUGAUAACUGGAAUCGUCUUGACGUAUCCUCUGUCUUCCUCUGCUUUUGGCUUAUUAAACUAUUUCUCAUUGUUCUUCUUGGUGCGGCCUUCUGGCCUAUCGAUGCUAAAGUCAUUGAGCUCCUCUCUCGAGCUACGGACGAGCAUGGUGUACCCAUCAAACACUCUCUUAAUUUCACCUUCUUAACCGCCUACGCGAACGAAAAUGGCCUCCUUAGUUCAAAUAACCUUUCGUAUCGUCUAUUUUCACGCUUUCUUACUGGUGCUCUUGCUAUCGGUGCGGAAACUUGGACUUCCGUUUACGGUGCAGCGGUGUGUGUGGGUCUCCUUUCCGGUUUCGUUGUUAAUUUCCUAGCUUUUUGCGUCGACCCUCUAGGCGCAAACAUCGCUCAACUCAUUCAGACUGCGGAGAUAGCCCCAGUUGCAGCCAAUCCUUGGAUUCCUAUUGAAGAACAGCUAACUAGCAAUGAGCAUAUUGAGGUCACUGCUGUGGAAUUGUUGCAAAACACAAGUUGGAGCUGUGUCAUCCUCUUUGUCUUCCUUGCAAUCCAGUAUGACCUACCAAAUCUCACUUCUCAUCAGCGUAUUUUCUGCUUCACUCAUCUCCUUAUCGUCAUGGGUUUCACAUGUGUUUAUCCUGUGGAGUCCCUUGUCAAGGCUAUUCUACUUCGCUUGGGUUUACCGGGCUUGGAUUCACCCUGGAUUGACCACCUUAUCCCACUACUCUUUUGCGUACUAAUGAUUGGCCUCUCUGGUUGCGUGUUUAUUCACUUCCCCGUCUGGCUUUCUUACCUUCCCUAUACGGGACGUGGUUACCAACCAUUGGGCGGAAAACCCUCUCUAACUGACGCAGCUGGUGGUGUUGGCGGUGGCACCAUCUCCGCGUACACUGGCUACGCUCAACGUCUCCGUACUUACCUCUGCGGGGGACAACUUCUUCUGGACGUGACUUGCACCCUCUUUGAGUACGCUCUUCAUCAAGCUCAUCAUCGUUGGCCUCUUUGGACUAGAUUUCACAGUCUUCUCGCUGCUUCGAGACUCUUCAAUAUCUUCAUCAACUAUCUUAUCUCUCUACUCUCUGUUCUGGUGAUUCUCUGGCUCAUAUUCUACGAGUCCUUCGGAGUGUGUCGGGUCUUCAUCCUCAUAGUUCACGUCUUCUUUGUUCUUUAUCCAGCCACCUGUCGCGGUUUCUUUUGGUUGAGAACUCAACUCUUCCUCAAGGAUACAAUGGCGUCUAUUCCCGCACCAACAUCACAGCAAUUGGAUGCUUACGCAGAUUGGUGCGCAAUUUGCUAUGAGGCCAUGUCAGUGGGAAACGCGAAGCGCACACUUUGUGGACACAUGUUUCACAGCAAGUGUCUCAUGCAGUGGGUUCAACGACGCCCCAUCUGUCCCAUGUGCAAUGCAGACAUUUUCGCUUCGCCUCAAUUUUGCCCUGUGCGCUUAUCAACUGCACGCCCGCCACUGAGGGUAAAUCCUGGCUGUGAUCUGGUCUACGAAUCCGCGAAUGCCGAACCCAUUAACCAACCCGCAAAAACUCAUCAAGAGGCCUCAAAUGAAACGAAAAACUCGAUCUUGACUCCCAGGUUACCAGGAAAGCAUAUGAGCAUAACCUUCACUUGCAAUGUGUGCAAAACACGCACCCAAAAGUUCUUCUCCAAGCUGGCCUACACCCGCGGCCUAGUCAUUAUUCGAUGCCCUUCAUGCCAAUCGCUUCACCUCAUCGCUGACAACCUAGGCUGGAUCAAGGAGAAGACGCCUUGGUAA
Messenger RNA from Hydatigera taeniaeformis, 2446 nucleotides. NCBI's taxonomy places the organism in Eukaryota, Metazoa, Platyhelminthes, Cestoda, Cyclophyllidea, Taeniidae. The record is from the annotation of a GenBank genome assembly.